Messenger RNA from Erythranthe guttata (spotted monkey flower), 3918 nucleotides. RefSeq names its product phox domain-containing protein. Gene Ontology annotation, molecular function: phosphatidylinositol binding. The record is from RefSeq and is a predicted model, not a curated record. Lineage: Eukaryota; Viridiplantae; Streptophyta; Magnoliopsida; Lamiales; Phrymaceae.
AAAGUGGGAUUAAGCCUAUGUUGGACUACACAAGUAAGGGCAAAACCGUCAUUCUCCCGACAGUACAACAAGGCACAGGCUAAUGGUGACAUGUAAAACUAACAUUACGACGUCGUUUAAUUUCCUCCACCACGUUCGUCCUCGUCAACAGUGAUUUACUAGAAAGGGGAACCGAGAUUAGGAGAAAUCUCCAGUUAAGAGACGAUCAAACAAAUCGUAUUUAAUUCGGCCUUCUGGAUUCAAGAUAGCUGCUGCUUUUUUUUGUUGCUAUUGUUAUCCGAAAUCGGGAAGAAAGUUUCGCGGAUUUUUUUUUUUUGGUAAAUUAGGUUUUUGGAUUUUGCCAAAUUGGGUUUUGCAUCAUUCAAUUGUGAAAUCUUGUACGUAAAAUUGAGUUCUAGUCAGUAAUAAACGGCACACCUAGGGUUUCGAGAAUUAUGAAGAAGGCGAUGGAUAGCUUACAAGAUCUGAUCGAAGAAGCUAAGCUUCGCACCGUGUGGUGGAUUCUCUGUAUAUUCGCAGUUUCUUAUUUCUUAACGCAUACCAGUAAAUCAAUGUUAAUGAAUAUUCCCAUAGCCAUACUUUUGGUCUCUGGACUAAGAAUAUUGUUGAAUGAGGUUGAAUUCCGAUGGAAGGUUUGGAAUAACAGACCAACAUCCUACUUGUCGCACUUAGAAAAGAAGCAGCUAUCUGUGAAUGAUUCUCGCCUUACUACCCCGCCUCCCCCGCAAAAAUGGAAAAGAAAAAUAGAUUCUCCUGCUGUGGAAGCAGCUAUUGAGGAUUUCAUCAACAAGCUUUUGCAUGAUUUUGUAGUUGACCUGUGGUAUUCCGAAAUUACGCCGGACAAAGAAGCACCGGAGUUAAUACAUGCUAUAGUCAUGGAUGUUCUUGGUGAAGUAGCUGUAAGAUUGAAAGAAUUGAACCUUGUUGACCUGUUGACAAGGGAUGUAGUAGACCUGAUAGGAGUUCACCUUGAUCUCUUCAGAAGAAACCAGGCUGCUAUAGGUGUGGAUGUCAUGGGAACAUUGUCUUCUGAAGAAAGGGAUGAAAGGUUGAAACACCAUCUCCUAGCCUCUAAGGAGCUUCACCCUGCUUUGAUAUCUGCAGAUUGUGAGUACAAGGUUCUUCAGCGGCUCAUUGGUGGACUUUUAGCUGUUGUGUUGAGACCAAGGGAAGCCCAAUGCCCUUUAGUUCGAUGCAUUGCUCGUGAACUCCUAACUUGUUUGGUAGUGCAACCUAUUAUGAACUUUGCAAGCCCUGGGUAUAUUAAUGAGUUGAUUGAAUAUGUUAUCCUUGCCUACAACAGUGAGGGCUCAAAGGACGCUGCCACUGAUCAAUCACCUAAUGUGGAGGGUCGUAAUCAUGAGCCCAGUGUUUCUGGAGACCAUAGUCAAACCAGCGAAUCUAAUUUGAGGAAAAAAGUACACUCCGACAAUCAAGGGGCUGAUUUGUCAUUGUCUUUGUCUCAGUCCGAUCAUAAAAGGGUAUUAGAGCCAGGUGGCUCAGGAGAUCUCUCAUCAAGUACAUUGCAGGAUGACUUCACACACACACGAACUGAGUGGGCAAAAGGGUUUGAGGCAGCAACCCAGAGAAGAACAGAAGUUCUUAUGCCUGAAAAUCUUGAAAACAUGUGGACAAUCGGAAGAAACUACAAAAAGAAACUUGAAAAGAAAUCUGCUCCAGGAAUUCAGGCUGCUGAAGUUACAUAUUUGGUCAGCGGAACAUUUCCUACGAAACGUUUGGUCAGUGAAGUGCCAAAACAGAAGCUUGAAACAUAUGUUCAGAUAGAAGACAAAGUUUCUAUGCAAUUACCACCCAGGCCCCAACAGGAUAGUCGAGCCGCUGGUCUCAGUAUUAAUCCUUUAAGCAGUUCCCAAAAGCUUAAUGAUGAGGUGUUUCCAAAAGGAAGCUCUAAAUUUGAUGAACUGGAGAAUACUGCUGCUGUUGUUUCCCAUGAAAAUAGAAACAAGCUUAAAAGAUCAAACAGCACUUCUGACUUGAAUGUUCAGUCAAACUUGGAAAAUAUGUUUGUUAGUAAAGACAGUACACCCAUCAUUAAUGAAUACUACAGUGCAGAUGGGAAGAAACUUAAUGUACACAGUCUGAUGAGCCAUUCAGACAUGGGAUUACGUCGUGAAGGCCUUCAAAAUCCAAAGCUUCGAUGUCGGGUCAUAGGCGCGUACUUUGAGAAACUUGGGUCAAAUUCUUUUGCAGUUUACUCAAUAGCUGUGACCGAUGUUGACAACACCACUUGGUUUGUGAAGAGAAGAUAUCGGAACUUUGAGAGAUUGCAUAGGCAUCUUAAAGAUAUUCCCAAUUAUACAUUACAUUUGCCUCCCAAGAGGAUAUUCUCUUCAAGUACGGAGGAUGCUUUUGUUCACCAGCGUUGUAUUCACCUUGACAAAUAUCUUCAAGAUCUCUUGUCAAUUGCCAAUGUUGCUGAGCAGCAUGAAGUGUGGGAUUUUCUGAGUGCCUCUUCCAAGAAUUACUCUUUCGGGAAAUCACCUUCUGUGAUGAAGACGUUGGCAGUCAAUGUGGAUGAUGCUGUGGAUGAUAUAGUACGCCAAUUCAAAGGGGUUUCCGACGGCCUGAUGGGGAAAGUUGCUGGCUCACCUUCGUCUUCUUUUGAACAAGCUUCUUCAGUUACAAGCAGACACCUGUCCUGGAACGCUGAUGAUAUAAAUAAAUUGGCUAUGAGGCAAAGUACCUCAGAGUCAAUGAACAGUUGUUCUGACAAUGAUGAAUGCGAUAAAGAUGUAAACCAGGGAGAACAGGAAGCGGAAGCUGCGACCGAGACUAAUGGUGGUAAUUCAGACUAUGACCCACAGAGGGUUGUUAAACAUGAUGAAGAUGUCAGAAACAUGGAUUCAGAAGAAAGGUUGAAAUCAGAAUCAGUUUCUGGGAGUAGAUAUCUGGAGUCAAGUCUGGCCUUAACAUCUGUUCCUCAGGAGGAUCCAAUACGUGUGCCCCCAGAGUGGACACCACCAAAUUUAAGUGUUCCAAUUUUGAACUUAGUUGAUAAUGUAUUUCAGCUCAAGAGAAGAGGGUGGCUAAGGAGACAGGUCUUUUGGAUAUCAAAACAAAUAUUGCAGUUAGUCAUGGAAGAUGCCAUUGAUGACUGGCUUGUAAGGCAAAUCCAGUGGCUCCGUAGAGAGGAUGUUAUCGCACUAGGGAUUCGAUGGGUUCAGGAUGUUCUCUGGCCUGAGGGCACAUUCUUUCUUAAAUUGCGUACCCAAAGUCAACUAAAUUAUUGUGAAACUGCUGGGGUAUCUCCACAAACUACAAAGCAACCAGGUGGAGUGAGGACUGCUCAAGCAAGGUCUUUCGAACAACAGCUCGAAGCUGCUCGCAGAGCUAGUUAUGUGAAAAAGAUGAUAUUCAAUGGUGCUCCCACCACAUUGGUCAGUUUGAUCGGGCAUAAGCAGUACAGACGUUGCUCCAGAGAUAUAUAUUAUUUCCUUCAGUCGACGGUUUGUUUGAAGCAACUUGGUUAUGGAAUCCUGGAACUUGUUCUAGUAUCAAUUUUCCCCGAGCUGCGUGAGCUUGUGAUGGAUAUCCACGAAAAGAAGCAUGCUCAGCCUGUGUAGAACUGAUUUUUUUUUCUUUUUUCUUUUUUCUUUUUUCUUUCUAACUCGCUGUGUGAAGAUGGUCGUAAACGUCAAAAUUCAUGGAAGAGUGUAUUUGCUUUUGUGGUGGAGCCAACAUAAUAGGGAUUUUAUUUAGAGACUUCUAAUUUGUUCGACUAGUAUAGUAUCAUCUGGCUCCACCACUAUUCGUGGAUGCUAUCGAGAUUCAGUUUCUAUUUCAUGGUGUACAAAAUGUACAGUAGCUUAUGUACAGUUCUCCUUUUUCUGUGUAUAUAUCGUAAAGAAUCGAUUUAUCAGCAGUGACUCUUUUUCCAGAAAAAUACGUAAUUCAUUC